UGUUUCAUUCAAUGUGGAUGUUGGAAAAUCGAGUGCAAUGUUAAAUUAAAAAAAUCUUUGUGUCGCAGAGAAUUUCGUUAAUAAUUAAAUGUGCAGUUUUAUGAAUGAAUAAGAAAACACAGCGAAUGAGCAACAAAGCAAACUGUGAAAAAUUUAAUAGGAAAGAACUCAAAAAUACACAAAGAGUUGAAAACCAGUGAUUAUAGUGAACAAAGUUAAGAAAAACGUACUUUGGACUGUGUAAAAACCAGAGGCAAAAAAGACAAAAACUUGCUUUUUGCGAAAAUACAUUGCGUCACAUAUUGCAAAAUUCACGCCCACGGACGGAAACAUAUCGAUAAGUGCAUACAAAAGUAUUUGUGAAAAUGUCUGGUCAACGUGUCAAUGUGAAUGCCGCUGAAAAGGAUGUGGAGAAGUUUAUAAAAUUUUUGGUGUUGAAGUCAACUCAAGUGGUUGUUCAGUCGCGCUUAGGUGAAAAAAUACAGACUCCAUGUAAUCCACUCGCUACUAAUAGUGAUUGGUUCAACAUAGUUAUACAGGAUCAUCCUGAUAUUUACGCUGAAACGAAGCGUGCUUUAGCACUAGAACCAGGCCAAAGUAUAUUAAAGCGCUUGCCAUUAUGUGUGGAAAUUUCGCUACGAACUGUAGAAGGAGAUCAAAUGGUGCUGGAAGUUUGGUCGUUAGAUAUGCAAUUACCUGGAUGUCAUAAAUAUUGUAAAGACGACAUAUGCGAAGUACUCAUAAAGAAUGCAGAAAACGGAAAGGGAGGCGCUGCAAACGGCACUGGAGCACCUUUAUCAGAGCAGCAAACAUUGAAAGCAGCGCACGCCAUAUACAAUCGAAUGGGCAUAUUAUUGAAAUCUCUAAUCUCGUUAACGCGUGCAACUCCUGGAUACAAAUUAUCGCGACGUCAAUGCCCAGAAAUUUAUGGGAUUUACUAUCGUAUAUAUGUGGAUCGGCCACAGCUACAUACAUUGGGCGAAGGCCAUAAAAAUGUUAAAAUCGGGCAUUUAAACACAAUAGUUGGUACCUUAAGCAUGUCAGUUUCUUAUCGUACCAAAAUGACGAUCACACCCACUGCAGCUGAUACACACAAUGGCGAAUGCAAUACAAUUAUGCUAAAAUCUGAUCAUUUUAGGCGUGCUGAUUCUUCGCCAACACAAAACGUGUCAUUAAAUGGCUUGAAAAGAGGCAACGGGACUAAUGGCGAACGAAAAAUUGUUGAUAUUGAGAAGCCAUUGCGUCCAGGAGCAUUCACUGAUGUCGGAAAGCUGCGCCAAUGGACUGAAAAAGAUUAUGUUUUACCAGAAACACCACCUUUCGAAUGGUUAUUACGACGUCCACGCCACGAGAGUGGAGGGUCUGCUGGUUCAGUAGUCUUAAAUAGAAAAAGCGACGGUAGCGCAAUAGCACCAAACACAUGUAAUGGACAAGAGCAAUGUGUGCAAAACAACAAUGAUGGUACCGGCUGUAGCGCGGACAACAACACAAAAGCUAUAAAUAAUAACAACGUUAUGGCGUUUAAGAGUUUAGAGAAUGGGCCAAAUGGUAUGCAGCCGAAAUCUCCAACUGAUUCUGCAACGCUGUCUCAGUCGCCUAUAAAAAGUCUUCUUAUACCUGCCCCCACAACAUCGCGUCACAGUACAACGCAAACUCAUCAACAAUCACGUCGCCCAGAUGAUGAUAGCUUGCUCAAGGAGUUAAAUUUUCCUUUUGCCUUACCCAAUUCACAUGUGAAUGACUUGGCGAAAUUUUAUCGGGAUUGUUAUCAUGCGCCGCCACUACUCGGAUUAAGCGAAACACAGCCGGAGGCAGCGGUGGAACAAUUAGAGGAAUUUGAAACAUCUUUAGAAGACUACGACGAACUAGUUUCGCAACUAGGAUUAAGUACAUCAUCUUCUACGGGUAGCCGCAGCAGCGGUGGCUUGCAAAUGAGCAACUAAUAUCAACUAAAUGGGGUAAAAGACCAAUGGAUACUAGUAUAAGUACAUUCAUAUAUAAAUAAUAGAUAGUUACAUAGAAAGAGUGUAAGCACGAAAGCCGAAGAACUAUUCAUUAGAAUUACGAACAAACGACUAGGCUUGCAUUUCUUUAAUUUUGCAUUAUUUAUUAUUAAUUUUUUAUGAACAUAAGUUUUACAUAUGUUUAUAUGUAUGUAUGUACAUAUAUAAUGAGACUUAUUUAUUAAGUGUUUACAUUUAAUAAAUUCAUAAUUAUUGUUAAAUUGAAAAUAUUAAAACAAUUUGUUAUGGAAACAAACACUGUGUGCAGAAAACUUUAGCACGAUACUUUUGCUCAUAUCAUAAAAUGAAUAUCUUUUACACACGUAAACAUGUAUGUACGUAGUACACUACAUUUAUGCGCAAAUAUAUGUGUGUAUUUGCGAAAUCGGUGUCAAAACAUGUCAAAAAGACUGUAAAAAUGUAUUUGCUUUAAGAAAAUUACCACUGCUAACUUCUCUGCACACGGGAUUGUUUAGUGCCUUCUCUAACAAAUAUUUUGCUAUGAAAAUGUAAAUGAAAUACUGAUAUAAUUUACCACUAUUGUGUUAAAGAUGAAGGCAUACAUAUGUAAUAAUUGACUUUAAAUAUGUAAAAAAUUUAAAAAAUCUAACAAAAUAAAAUAGGUUCAAAAAUUAAAAUUUUUACAAAAUUCUUUGCAUGUAAAUGGCGAAAGAAGCACUCAAUAUUUUUGUUU
Rhagoletis zephyria (snowberry fruit fly) is the source of this 2697-nucleotide messenger RNA. RefSeq names its product autophagy-related protein 13 homolog. The record is from RefSeq and is a predicted model, not a curated record. Gene Ontology annotation, cellular component: cytosol; Atg1/ULK1 kinase complex; phagophore assembly site. NCBI's taxonomy places the organism in Eukaryota, Metazoa, Arthropoda, Insecta, Diptera, Tephritidae. Gene Ontology annotation, biological process: autophagosome assembly; protein localization to phagophore assembly site; piecemeal microautophagy of the nucleus.